AUGCCUAGCAAGGACAAUACCAGCUCUGGCUCGUCCGGCAGUUCGUACCACCCAUACCAGAUCACUAAUACCGGCACCAAUACUCAAGGCAACAGCUGGGACACACGCACUCAGCCUGGAGGAUCUGCCUACCACUACUCCAAUACCGAUGGCUCCUACUACUAUUCUAACGCCAACGGCAGCACCUACCACAACAAUGGCAGCGGAGGCUCGACCUACAAAAGCCCCAGUGGCAAUGUCUACAAGAAGUGA
Molecule: messenger RNA, 252 nt
Organism: Cladophialophora psammophila CBS 110553
Lineage: Eukaryota; Fungi; Ascomycota; Eurotiomycetes; Chaetothyriales; Herpotrichiellaceae
Exons: 3
Coding region: 1-252 (83 amino acids)
Source: RefSeq, a predicted model, not a curated record